Messenger RNA from Lagopus muta (rock ptarmigan), 1391 nucleotides. RefSeq lists its product as uncharacterized. The record is from RefSeq and is a predicted model, not a curated record. Lineage: Eukaryota; Metazoa; Chordata; Aves; Galliformes; Phasianidae. The coding region runs from base 136 to 1065 and encodes 309 amino acids. The transcript is spliced from 2 exons.
AGUGGGGAGCAGAGGCUGUGUCUUGUGUCAGCAAGGGUGAGUGCUCUUGUCUUUUUCUCAGGUGACUGGCUCUCCUGUUUACAGGCCCUGACACCACCCCUUCAGUCAUGGUCCUCACCAGGAAACGUGCUUCCCAUGCAAAGACUGUGGCAACCCAGACAGAGGGUCUGCUUAAUAAUGUGGCGGUUCAGGUCUCUGGCUGCCGGGAGUGCCUCAGCCUGCUGCUGCUGGGGGAGGAUGGGAAGGAUGCCACUUGUGUGCGGUGUGAGCAGCUGGAUGAGCUGCUCAACCUGGUGGUGGAGCUUAGGGAGGAGUCAAACAGGGAGAGACAGCUUGAGAGAAGAUGAGGAAUGGCAGCUGGUCUCAUCCCGGCGUCGCAGGCAACCCCCAAGUUCUCGACCUACCUCGGUUCCCCUGAUCCCUCUCUGUAAUAGGUAUGAAACCCUGAAACCAGAGGGAGUGGUGACUGAUGAUAAUGUGGGAGCACUGCCGCCAAGCUUGCCUAAGGUGAGGCGGUCAGCUCCGCGUUUAAAGACUGCCUCCUCCAAGAAAGAAAGGAGAGUGGUAGUUGUAGGUGACUCUCUUCUGAGAGGAACAGAGGGUCCAAUAUGUCGGCCUGACCCUACCCGUAGGGAGGUGUGCUGCCUUCCUGCAGCCCGGGUCAGGGAUAUUUCUAGAAAACUCCUCAGCCUUAUCCGCCCCUCUGAUUAUUACCCUCUAUUGAUAGUUCAGGCCGGCAGUGAUGAGAUCCCUGUUAGAAGCCUGAGGAUUAUAAAAAAUGAUUUUAGGAGACUGGGGAAGUUAGUUGAUGGAGCGGGCAUACAAGUAGUGUUUGCCAGUAUUCCCUUGGUGGCAGGGAUGAACGCUGAGAUGACCAGGAAAAGCCAUCUUAUAAAUGCAUGGCUGAGAGGCUGGUGCAAGCGCAAAAAUUUUGGAUUCUUUGAUCAUGGGGUGGUCUACUCGGCAUCUGGCCUGAGGUCUGCUGAUGGGAAUUGCUUGUCUCCAAAAGGGAGACGGAUACUUGCCCAGGAGCUGGCGGGACUUGUAGAGAGGGCUUUAAACUAGAUAGGAAGGGGGAGGGGGAUAAAGCCAGGCCUGCUAGAGAGCAGCCUGGGGAAGUGGUAAUGGGAUUAGGUGAGAGGCGAGGGGCUCAGCUGAGGUGCGUCUACACUAAUGCACGCAGCAUGGGCAACAAACAAGAAGAGUUGGAAGCCAUUGUGCAGCAGGCAAACUAUGACCUAGUUGCCAUAACGGAAACGUGGUGGGAUUGCUCCCACGAAUGGAGUGCUGCAAUGGAUGGCUAUAAACUCUUCAGGAAAGAUAGGCAAGGAAGGCGGGGUGGCGGUGUAGCUCUCUACGUUAGGGAAUGCUUUUACGCUACUGAGAUUAUG